UUGAGGGGUGUGGCGCUGAAAUGUAAUGAAGAGCCCUGGAUACGAACUCCCAAAUGUGUUUGCGAGCUAACUGUUCCUUUGUGUGGCAGAUAUGAGAGGAGGCAGCUGGCAGAGACUCUUCUGGCAACUAUGUUUUCAAUGAGUGCGCUCCUGAAUCCCAACUUCCUGAAGCCAUUUAUGCAAACCCUUGUAUCAGCUGCAAUAGGAAACAUCAUUACAGCCUCCACUGGAUCGGGCUUCGCUGACAGCUCAAGGCAACCCAGCGAAGGAGAGACGGAGCCUGAUGCUGAUGUUAUGGAGCCACAAGCGGAAUGGCUACGCUUGAUGGCUCUUACUGCCAUCAAACAGUCAAGGAGAAGUGGGAAGGCAGGGGCAACCACAUGUCAAACCACAGGUCCGCAGACAAGGAAUCAGGAAGGAGGGAGGGAGUGCUCGGAAGAUGGACUCGAUGCAGAUUCCACAACUGAUGGAAUUCAAGCAGAGCAACAGUUGGAUCAUAGUUUUCUGUCAUCAGUUCUGAGCUGCGCAGAUCGUGACACAUCCAUUGGCAAACGACUACUGAAUGAGCUUGUACGUCAUGCGUACAUGUUCUGGUGCGAGAAGAAGGAUCAUCAGGCAUCGCUGGGCUCGCUGAAGCUGUCACACAGGCUGUUGAUGAUGAUGUCAACACAAAAACGCAGCACAAAUGCGGAUGCUCCGGUGGGGGGUUUCGUCACUCACAAGGCAGGCGAGUGUUUGCACAAACUGCUAUCGGAAGUGAAGGCAGAGUGUAUGUCAGAGCAAGACCAAGCUACAGCGGCGGGCCCACAGGCCGACAUUAAGGAACUGGUAAGCAUGUAUGUGGCCAGGGUAACCCCUGAUCAGCUUGGGGGUGCUUCCCCCCAUUACGGCCAGGGCACUCCUGACACCAUUUGAUCCCUCCUGUUCGGUAGGAGUGACUGUCGGACCUGCCCAUUCCUUAUAAAUCAGAUGAACAGAAUGAAAUAAAUUUGUCAAU
Molecule: messenger RNA, 997 nt
Organism: Chara braunii
Lineage: Eukaryota; Viridiplantae; Streptophyta; Charophyceae; Charales; Characeae
Source: the annotation of a GenBank genome assembly